This is a messenger RNA of Ectocarpus sp. CCAP 1310/34, 501 nucleotides long. Lineage: Eukaryota; Phaeophyceae; Ectocarpales; Ectocarpaceae. The record is from the annotation of a GenBank genome assembly.
ACCCGCCUGCUCCGCAACAAGCAAAACGGUUCGCGCUUGCCUAGAGGGCGGCUGAGACAACAAGCACGUUGCUGCAGAGGGUUUGCGUUGGAGCUUCGUUAGUUGUUGAGCCCGUGGUGCAUACAAUCCCCCCGCGAGACAGCAAAAGCUUUUUCUCUCUCCGAGCGCGCGACCGGCAGCGCAGCAAGCAGAGCACCAGCACAUAUGGCGGAAGCUUGGUACUACGUGGACGAUGCCACCAACGCCCAGCAAGGGCCGUGCACGGUCCCGGAGCUGGAGAGACUCUAUGCGUCCUCCUCCGUGACCGACUCCACGCUCUUCUGGAAGGACGGGCAGGCGGAUUGGUCGGCUCUAUCGGCCUUGCCGUCUCUGCACGCCCAGGUCACGGCUCCGCCACAGCGUGGUCCGCCGGCCUUGCCAGCGAAGACGCUCCCGCCGGUGCCCGCAAAGCCUAGGGCGGGAGGAGGGGGGGGGGGGGCAUACGCAGCGGCGCAGGCUAGG